Paramormyrops kingsleyae is the source of this 4462-nucleotide messenger RNA. RefSeq names its product angiomotin like 2b (gene amotl2b). Gene Ontology annotation, cellular component: plasma membrane; cytoplasmic vesicle; bicellular tight junction. NCBI's taxonomy places the organism in Eukaryota, Metazoa, Chordata, Actinopteri, Osteoglossiformes, Mormyridae. The record is from RefSeq and is a predicted model, not a curated record. Gene Ontology annotation, biological process: angiogenesis; regulation of cell migration; hippo signaling.
CGGAGCGCUGGCAUUCCGCACAUUCCGGGCCCGGCGCACAAUCAGAUCGCAGUUAUUUAUUAGCGCGGCGGGUUGGACGUGCGGCUCAGUCUGAACCGCGGCACCGUCAGCAGCGCAAGGCCAGGAGCCUCACCGAUACAUACGUACUCUGUGGAUUAUUUCGGAUGAUACGGAAAUUUAAUAUUUACGGACCUUGACCUCCGGAUCUGUCAUGAACGUUUGAAUUGAUUCCUACUGAUCCCGGAACUAUAUCUGUAAUUUGUCGACUUCAAUCACGAGUGAGAUGAGAACAGCCGAGGACUCGACCAGCACGGUCCUGCACCGCCUGAUCCAGGAGCAGCUGCGCUACGGGAAUCCUACGGACACCCGCACGCUGCUCGCCAUCCAGCAGCAGGCACUGCGUGGGGCAGGGAGUGCUCGGUCCUCACUGGAGAGCCUCUCCCUGGAGGAGGGCCCCCAGUUCCUCCAGCUGUCCGUGCGUCAGGAACCGCAGGGGCAGGAGCACCAGGGUGACUGUCAUCAUUCGGAGAGCGGCUGCCAGCUGUACCAGCUCCACAGCGAGGAGCUACCCACCUACGAGGAGGCCAAGGCCCACUCCCAGUACCUGGCCUCCCAGCACGGCCAGAUGGGCCUCCAGCAAGCCGUCAUGCCGCUGUCGGGCAGGAACCUCCAGGACGAUGGUCUGCAGGAGCUGAAGAGGGGCCACGUGCGCUCCCUCAGCGAGCGCCUCCUUCAGCUCUCCCUGGAGCGGAACGGCAGCCGGGCUAACGUGGCCAUGAGCUCCUCUCACAGCUAUCCCCAGCUGCCCGGACACCACCUCCCCCAUCCCAGCCACGCUCCUCACCAGCCCGGCCCACCUCCGGAGUACCCCGCACAGUCUUUGGGAUACGUGCUCGGCUUUCCCAGGGAGCGAGGGCAACACUGCCCGGACUCGCACCCGCUGAGCUCCCAGCACUACAGGUACAUGCAGGUGCAGCAGGCAGGCCGCCAUGUUGGCAUGGAGCCCGUCGCCCGCGGGUCUCUGAACGGCGACCACAUCGUCCAGAUGGAGGCGCUGGUGGCCGAGAAUGAGCGGCUGAAGGGGGAACUGGAAGGCUACAACGAGAAGGCUUCCAGGAUUCAGAAGCUGGAGUUGGAGAUCCAGAGGAUAUCUGAGGCAUAUGAGGCCCUCAUGAUGGGCUGCUCCAAGCGGGAAGCCCUCGAGAAGACCAUGCGGAACAAGCUGGAGGCCGAGAUCAAGAGGCUGCAUGACUUCAACCGAGACCUGCGAGACCGUCUGGAAACAGCAAGCAGACAAGCGUCGAAGGAAGUUGAAUCUGCCGAUCAAAACCAGCACGCCAUGGCCAAACUCUUAGAGCAGAAUGAGGAGCAGCGCAGGGAGCGUGAGCGGCUGGAGCGGGAGGUGCAGCGGUUGCGGGGCUCCGAAGAGGAGCAGCGACGGCUGGCCGAGGCCCUGGAGCAGGCACUGGGCUCGGCACAGGCCCGUGGACGGCGGCUGGAGGAAGAGCUGCGGCGCAAGUGUGCCUACGUGGAGAAGGUGGAGCGGCUGCAGCAUGCGCUGGCGCAGCUGCAGGCCGCCUGCGAGAAGCGCGAGACGCUGGAGCGCAAGCUGCGCACACGGCUGGAACAGGAGCUGAAGGCGCUCCGCGGGCAGCAGCGGCAGUCCCAGGGACAAGCUGGCAGCACCGCAUCAGAGCUCAGCGCCUCCUAUCUGGAGGAGCGGCUGCGUGAGAAGGAGGAGCGGAUCCUGGCACUGGAGGCCGACAUGACCAAGUGGGAGCAGAAGUACCUAGAGGAGAGCACUAUGCGGCAGUUCGCCAUGGAUGCCGCUGCGACUGCGGCUGCGCAGAGGGACACGACCAUCAUCAACCACUCGCCCCGCCACUCGCCUAAUAGCAGCUUCAAUGAGGACCUGCCAGCGGCCAAUCACCGCAUCAGGGAAAUGGAGAACCGAAUCCGCGCUCUCUAUGCACACAUCCUGGAGAAGGACGCUGUCAUCAACGUGCUCCAGCAGCGAUCGCGCCGUGACCCGGGCAUGCGGCCCGCCCGCUCCGUGCCCUCCAUCGCCGGCCUCGUCCCGUCGGCCGCCAGUGACGGCCCAGCGAAAGGGAAGAGCCUCUCGGAUGACCAGACAGCUGCCACGUCUUCCUGUCUGGCCACCCCGCCCCGCCCUGCCAGCCGCGACUGCGCCACUCAGGCUGACGAUCUCCCGCCCGAGUCUCCGGUUACAGACGAGCCACCCACCCGCACAGAGUCCGGUGCCGCCCUCGCAGCCGAAAACCCCGAACCUGAGCGGGCACCUGGCAUGGCGUUCGUGAAUCAGAGCAUCUUGGGACGGGGAGCGGUGGAGAUUUUUAUAUGAAGAUUCUGACAGUGACACCCCUGGAAAGACACCCCCCCCCCCCCCAAACUUCUCCACCCAAUCUGACUCUAUGCAAUGCAAAGACGAUUCUGCCUGAACAAAUGGCUUUAGAGACAGAAUGGAUGUGGCCACAGCAGGCCUGCACCCCGCUGGGAGAGGAACGCGCUUCGGCGUAGCACGACCCGGAAUGGCGGACUACGGACUGGCACGCAGGAGCGCGAAGGGAGCUGGGCUCUCUGAGCAUCACCCUGCCGUGACAGAAGGACAGACAGCCUUUUUAAUAAAGACCUGCCUUGUGCAAGAGAUGCUGUGAAUCCUUUAGGUACUUGUACAGUAUUUCACUUGCAAAUGGCAGCUAUUGGACAGUGAGGGAGUGUGUGAGCCUGUAUGCGUGUGUCACACACACUUGUGUUGUGUUUAUAUAUAUUUAUGCUGCUGCUUAGGGUGUGUGUGAGGCGUGAUGUUGGUUUUGGUCUUAAAGAGAGAACGGAAUACAGAGAUUAUUUUCUUUUUUUUUUCUUCACAUCCUUCCUGAUGUAUUAUUUCCCUUGUAUCUGGGAAGAAGUUCUGAUGUUUUUUUUAGGAACUCCCCCCCCCAUGUCCAGAUAUGUGACUGAAAUACCCCUCCCAUCAUCAAAUAGUCGUUCACCAUCCUUCCAAACACUUUGCUCCCAUGUCCUUUAAAAACCCGAGUCCCCACCGAGAUCGACAGACCAGUGAUUUGAUUUAUAGGGAUUCAAUUAACCGAUUAACCAUUGACGUUCCAUGACUUUUAUUUUGUUAAAUAUGGUCUCCUAUUGCCCUGCUCCCGCCUUACUCACCUUCAGCCAAUCGCAGAGCAGGAUUUGUUGGGAUAGGGCAUUGGAAGGGGAAAGGUCAGUGUUUUGGCGGGAAAAGAGGGAAGGUAGCAAACAGGACACGAAUACUGGAUCCUCCCUCAUGUUUCUGUCAACGAAUGUAGCAGAGCUACAAAAAUGUUAUAAAGUUGUGAUGUUUGAGAUCAGGGGAGGAUUGGUGCGAAUAGGCUAAUCUAUUUAUUGUUUUAAGAUACCGUCAAGAUCUCACUCUGGGAGAGGAGUGCAGGCCUUUCACGGUAUCCGAUUUCUCCAACGCCUCUUUAGGGGUGCUUAUCACUCGGUGUCAGGGAGGUUGCUGCCCGACAUGCCAGUCUUUCCGCAUUCCUUCCCUGGGGAAUGCCGCUGGUGCAAGGAAAAAGGCUAUCUGUGGCCUGCCCCCCCCCCCCCCCAUCUCACCCCUUAAAAUGGUAAGCAACUCACUCCCAUUCUGUGUCUAUUUAUUUCCCGCAGAGACCGGCUCUGUCCACAACCUUUAGCUCUUGCAUUUAGUGACUUUGAGACACGUUCUGAUUUGUUUUGGUGAAAAUGUGACUGGGUGCCUCACACGUCUGGCACGAGUGUGUGUGUGUGUGUGUGUGUGUGUGGGGGGGGGGGGUUGUUCAGAGAAACGACCACGCUGAGAUUUGUCAGCUGCGGCCACUUUCUGUGAAAGUCACUCCUGAGCGCCAGUCGCUCGCCCCUAGGAGGGACGUCGCUCGCCCCUAGGAGGGACGUCGCUCGCCCCUAGGAGGGACGUCGCUCGCCCCUAGGAGGGAUGUCGCAUUGCUAUUGGCCUCUUUCAACUGGAAGGGACUGAAAAUUUCGAAAGUUCUCUUUUGACAGCAUGGCUUCCUGUAUGCUGGUUUCCUGUCUGCUUUUUUAAAAAGUAUAUUUCCCCUUUCUCUGCAUCUGCUGGCUAGUGCAUUGUGGGGGAAGAACACUUUUGUCUUGCUUAUGUUUGUAAUUUUUUUUUUUCGGGUCUUGUUUACAGAAGUGUCUGUUUUCACCUGAGAUGACAUAAUAUAUUUUAUAUGGAUAAUUGUCUUGUGUAAGUAUUAUGUGCCAUAAACACGACGAUGCCAAAAAUCUGCAUUUUGAUUAACUUAAUAACCGAGCGCAGGGUGACCCCUGACCUUACUCCAUGUUACAUUCUCAUACUCGGACAGCGCUGUGGGCUGCUAAAAUGCAGGAGCUUCGCGUAAAUACCAGAAACAUUUCAGUAAUGCAACAAAAAAACUAUAAAUAAAUAUAUAUUGAAAGUGAA